GCAACAUCAGCAGCAACAGCAACAGCAACAGCAACAUCGGACAGCAGCAACAACAAUAGACAGCAACAACAACAUCUCUCGCAUAGAUGCAGUCAAUACGUCGCUUGGUUCUUGUCGGCCUCUUGGCCGUACUGAGCGUCUGCGCCUUUGCUAAGCCACAUGGCUGGAGCAGUGGAGGCGGCGGUGGCAGCGGCUGGUCAUCGGGUGGUGGCGGCGGCAGUGGCUGGCCUAGUGGUGGCGGCGGCGGUGGCUGGAAGAGCGGCGGUGGCUCCUCUGGCUGGUCGUCGGGUGGUGGUGGAGGCGGUGGCUGGCCUAGUGGAGGCGGCGGCGGUGGCUGGAAAAGCGGCGGUGGCUCCUCUGGCUGGUCAUCCGGUGGCGGCUCCUCUGGCUGGCCCAGCAAGAUAAGCAUCAGUGCCUGGCCGUCCAGCGGCGGUGGUGGUAGCAGCGGUUGGUCCUCUGGCGGAGGCGGCGGUGGCUGGAAGAGCGGUGGAGGCGGCGGCGGUGGUGGCUGGAAGCUGAGCUCCGGCGGCGGCGGCGGCGGCUUGGGCGCUGGUUGGUCUAGCGCCUUGUCUAGCCUCUCUGGCUGGAAAUCUCAAGCGUUGUCUGGUCUCAGCAGCGGCUGGAAGUCUGGCGGCGGUGGUGGUGGCGGCUGGAAGUCUGGUGGAGGCGGCGGCGGUGGCUGGAAAAGCGGCGGAGGCGGUGGUGGCUGGAAGAGCGGCGGUGGCGGUGGCAGUGGCUGGUCCUCCGGCGGUUCAAGCGGCGGCUGGAGCUGGUAGAAAUCCGUCCAUAACAAAUCACUGAGGCGACACUAAAAAGAAUCUACAACUGUACAUAAAAAAAACAAUCUCUACUGCUUUAUCUAGCAACUUUUUUUUUUAUUUUU
Messenger RNA from Drosophila mojavensis, 883 nucleotides. Its product is annotated as loricrin. The transcript has a single exon. The coding region runs from base 87 to 776 and encodes 229 amino acids. The record is from RefSeq and is a predicted model, not a curated record. NCBI's taxonomy places the organism in Eukaryota, Metazoa, Arthropoda, Insecta, Diptera, Drosophilidae.